Messenger RNA from Brugia malayi, 111 nucleotides. RefSeq lists its product as uncharacterized. The record is from RefSeq and is a predicted model, not a curated record. NCBI's taxonomy places the organism in Eukaryota, Metazoa, Nematoda, Chromadorea, Rhabditida, Onchocercidae. The transcript has a single exon. Bases 1 to 111 code for a protein of 36 amino acids.
AUGCUUGGGGAUCUGUCCAAGUCCCAAACAUAUAAAACUCAAGAUCAGCACAAAAAAAAAAAACCCACGCUCCGCUCAAAGAUGGCAACAGUCCCUCUUGCUUUAUUUUGA